AUGCGCCGCGAUCUCAGCAGCUAUCCCUGGCUGGCAGGGUUGAUAGAUAGCAGACGCCUUGCGGGAACGUUACACGUCGCUGAUCCUCACUUGCCUAAGAUUUGUAUCUACUCUACAAAUCUGAUGGCUCCAGUAGCUAGCUAUGUGGAUGGCCCGAAGGUUAGGUUGUUUAGGAAGGUUGCCGAGCACCUGCUAGCGAAGGUCCUUACGGAUCCUACAGCGGAUGUGGUCGACCGUUUGCUACGUCUCUCUAUACCAUCAUCGCGGGCUGGUGAUCUAAUAUUCUUUUGUCGAGGAAUCAAUUUAGCAACGUUGGCUUGCCCUGGACCCCUGAUCCGUACUAGUUUGGCCAGCACGACAGAUUUUUCCUCUUGUGCUAUAGUGACAGCAACGGGGCCCACAUCCGGACCUUGGCCCUGCUUCUUGCAUCAUGGCCUUGUUCACGGCCCUAUUUUCAAGCUUAUGGCCAGCCGCACUGAGAGCCCAGUCAAAAAGAGAGGCCAGCCAGUCGAGCAGGAGGCCAGCCAAAAAGGGAGCUAUCGCAGUGAGCCGCCGCUAUUUAUCCUAAGGCUAUAUUUCGCUGAUACUUUCAGUGCCACAUCCUUAAUCCCUAUUUUGGACUUUACGAUCUUCAUUGCGACAGUCUUUCGGGAUCCGUGGGCAGCGUUGACUUACUGUGCUUGCCGGCAAAUUGCGAAACCUCCACGACCGAGCUACUUCUCCAUUUGGUACUGUAGCCCAGCAGGGUCACACACCGGCGCGGGAGGUGAUGUUGAGCCUGUGUUGUUUGCUGUCUUGAACGUCUGCUGGACGCUCGCGCAGGCUGAAGGUUUGGCCGCACUCGAACAAGGAGUCUUCCGCUUCUUGAAGGUCGAACAACUGAAGAUUCAGGCCCUACUUGCAUGCGGUUGCAGUGACGCCACAUGUUGCGAUCAAAUGCUCCUUGUCUGUUGCAUUCCUAACGAAGAAUUAGCGCGGCGCCUGGAUCUGGAGGUACGUGCAACGAAUCACUAUGCGGUACCAGCUACACGUGUCUUUAUCCGCAUAUAUGGAUCCGUAUUUUCUUCUGCUGUGCUUGCGCGAGGAACUUUCGCUCGCUCGUGUGAUCUGAAAUACAAUAUCCCAUACCGUGCAGUGUUCGGUGAACAGAAAGGCGGACUUCCUUGGUCCUUCCUCGUCUUUCCUACUCUUUCAAAUUUCUUCAAAACGGGUUGUCCAAAUUUCCACCUCCUCGACUCGCACAACCUUCGUCUUAUGCCAGAACUUGUAGCCGACAUAGAACCUAACAAACAUAGGAAGGAGGAUAUUAGCAAUCACGAACUUUGA
Molecule: messenger RNA, 1326 nt
Organism: Lindgomyces ingoldianus
Lineage: Eukaryota; Fungi; Ascomycota; Dothideomycetes; Pleosporales; Lindgomycetaceae
Exons: 15
Coding region: 1-1326 (441 amino acids)
Source: RefSeq, a predicted model, not a curated record